AGGGCGGUGUUGGUUCUGCGCGUGACCACCCACAGCCAUGGCCGUGGUAGGGUCUGCUUUCCGCCGCCUAGGUGCCUUGUCCGGAGCUGGGGCCUUGGGUUUGGCCACCUACGGGGCACACGGCGCCCAAUUUCCGGAUGCGUACGGGAAGGAGCUCUUUGACAAGGCCAACAAGCACCACUUUUUGCACAGCCUGGCUCUUUUAGGGGUACCCUAUUGCAGAAAGCCUCUCUGGGCAGGACUACUGCUAGCUUCUGGAACUACCUUAUUCUGUACCAGCUUUUACUACCAGGCUCUGAGUGGAGACACUAGCAUCCAGAAUCUGGGUCCUGUUGGAGGGAGCCUGCUAAUCUUGGGCUGGCUUGCCUUGGCUGUUUGAGGUCUCUUGUUUAAUUGCCAGUCCUGGGCUUUCUGGGUAAUGGGGUGG
This is a messenger RNA of Onychomys torridus (southern grasshopper mouse), 427 nucleotides long. RefSeq names its product transmembrane protein 256 (gene Tmem256). Bases 38 to 379 code for a protein of 113 amino acids. Lineage: Eukaryota; Metazoa; Chordata; Mammalia; Rodentia; Cricetidae. The record is from RefSeq and is a predicted model, not a curated record. The transcript has 4 exons.